UGCGAGUUUCAAGUUCGAGUUCUGCUGCGCGUCGACGUGGACCCGGCGCUUGUAAACGACCCGUCGUGUCAGCAUGACGAUACUGCGCGUCGGGCUCUGCCCGGAGUUGACAGCGCCGAUCGUCGAAAAGCUGCGCGCCUCCGGUGUGAGGACCGUCCUCGAAUACCUGUCGUCCGAACGCGAAACUCUUGCCGAGCGCACCGGGCUCGCCUACGGGGACGUGAUUCGAUUGCGCCGCUCACUGCAAGCGAUCUACGCGCCUAAGCUGCGCACGGGAGUCGAACUCUACGAGCAGCUACUGGAGACCACGGCCAUCUUCACCACGGGAAGCGGGAACGUGGACGAGGCCAUAGGCGGCGGAGUCUACACCGGGCGCAUCACCGAAAUCGUUGGCGCCGGUAACAGCGGCAAGACGCAGCUGUGCCACAGCCUCGCCGCCAAUCUCGUCGUCGCCAGUCACUUCGGCGCGCUCUACGUGGACGCACUGAGCUGUUUCUCACCCGAGAGACUGCGCCAGAUUGUGUCUUGCAGAGUAGCCGGUGACGUCAAAACUGAAACUGUCCUUUCCAAGGUAAGGCACGUCGCCGUCUGCGACUUGCUGGAGAUGGUUCAGGUCGUGGACCAAGUGCGCGACUCGCUCUGCUCUGCGGGAAAAAAGGACGAGACUUUCUUGUCGAACGUGAAAAUGAUACUCGUCGAUUCCUUGACGGCCGCCGCCUCUCCGGUCUUGACCGGCAACCAGUACGUCGGCGGUUUGUCGCUGUUGUCGCACCUCUGCAACGCGCUGCAGUACCUGGCGGCUCGGUUUAGGAUCGCCGUCGUGAUCACCAACGACUUCGUGGCUGGGGAAGGCGUCGUCAUGAAACCUGCCCUGGGUCGGUACUGGGAGGACGUGCCGUCCGUUUCCCUCGAGCUGAAUCUGCUCGGUGAUCUGUUUGACUGCGGCGAAACGCGUGAACUGAGAGUCGUGAAAAGCCCCGACGCCAGCGCUCUGGGCAGAGUCGUGAGGUUUAGAAUUGUGCCCAAGGGAAUCACAACUGUGGUUGCGAACUCCUGAGUGCGUUGCGACGAUCGAUUUGUCCACUAAUUAAGCUAGCCCAUAAUAAUAAUAAUAAAGAUAGCCCGGUCCCACCGUUAAGCAGCGUUUUUGUCAAGAGCUGCCAGACAUAAAGCUCGCUUUGCACACGCACCAUGCGUCAGUCCUGUGUCAAACCACUUUGGGGCUGCAGGCUGGUCAGAAACAGACGCAUGUCCCUGGCGUGUUCGCUGGGCUCGUGCCAUGAAUUGGCUUCGCAUGCUUGUUCGUAUAACUGGAUACAGGUCUCUGGGCUUGAGAUCUCCCCAUCGCAAUGUGUAGGGCUUCAACAUCUCAGUGUAGGGUCUUUGCUGGACUUGCAUGAGACAGCAAUAAGAUUCUCCAAAAGUGGCUUCUGUCGCAGAGUGUGCUGCUGCUGUUACUGGCGGAGCAUUUUUGAAGGAGGCAUAAGUCCAUGAAAAAGUCAUUGUUUGGCGAAGCCCCUGCCAAAGUCUGCACAAGCUACUCCAUGAAGUGUGCUUGAGGUUUUUCAGUCACACUAGCCGAUGUUUGAAGGUCAAGCUCCAGCGUCUUCCCAGCCUACUGAGCGACGAAUUCACGAAGUGAACUUGGUUGAGCUUGGAACUGCGGCAUAUUCUCAGCCAAUGGCAAAGCAUCACCUGCGCAUUAUGUGCCACGAAAGCACUGCUGAUGUUCUUGUGGGCCACAAGCCUUAAUGAAACUUUGUAAAUAUCUCUAUAGUGUAUAUGUGUGUGCAUGUGACUGUAUGUGCUUUUAAAUGUUCAUCACUUUAUAUAUAAUAAUAAUCACCCACUACCUGGAGCAGCAUAUCAGGCAAACAGCCAGGCUAACAUCUUCAGCAUGUCAUUAAAGCUAGUCUCUCUCUCUUCCUCUUGCAAAGUGAAAAUUAGGGAUGCUGAUGAUGAUGAUGUUAGUGUCAUUGGAACAUACCCACUCAAGGGGAGGGGUCAAGAGUCAGGCAGGCUUUAGCCAUGUGUCAAUAGAAUAAAUCUAAAAAUCAAUAAUUUUGAUGAAUAAAUUAAAGCAAAUAAAAUGAUCCAGUAAAUAGUCAUUCUAAAAGAACACAGAAAAAGAAAGAAAAAAAUAUAUAUACGUUUAUAAAAGACAAUGAGGGAAGAAUUAAAUAAUACGACUAACAAUGAAAUCAGUUAGAUUCAACAGUGAAUUUCUCGCUGGUGAUGCAUACAUCCCUGUGUGAGCCUCCAAGCACAGAUGCUCUGAAAGACUGCAGCACUGGAGAGUUCAAUGAUGAGCCGAGCUGUCACAUUGCAAUGUCCUUUUUGUCAGGGAGAAGAAAUGCAUUGAGGCAAAUCACACUUGAUGUCUUCAUCCACCUUACACAGAAAAAUAUGGCUGAAUGCCCGAACUUCGGUAUGUACAGGGUGUCCCAGCUAUCAUCCAUUGCGUUAAAAAAAGAAAGGAAAAACCGGUUCAUUCUAUGCAAAGACAACUAUGUCCACAGUGUCCAUAGUUGAGUAGAGUAGCCACCAGUAAUUUUGUUGGCGUCAUUCAAUUAACAAAUUAAUUGCAAUCAACUAUUUUUUAUUUGCUACCCCGAAUGCUGUGGUGUCAACGAAGAUAGAUAAAGAAUUCUAUUGAGGUCCUGAAGAAAUCCACCCCUGCUUUAUAGGGGGAGGAUCGUGGCCACUCCCACAUAGGGCGGAGAGGCCUAGCCUCACCGCCGCAUCGCAGGCCUUCUGGACAGCCUUGAGUUCAUGUAGUAGGGCCGGGCUCUUGAAUUUGUAAGAAAUUGAAAGAAACCUGAAGAUGGGGGGGGGGGGGGGGGGGGCAUGUGACUAACCGUCUGCCUGCAUCAAAAAGUAGUGCCAUCAAACAAGCUAUAGUGGCAGAGCUGGUGCUUUAUCUGGCACGCCCCGCCCUCGACAGCGCGCUACCUUGGUGUAGAUAAGGAAAGAGUGCCGAUAAUUGGUUGUUGAUGCGUCAUGGAAAGACUGCGCGAAAGAUCUCCCUGUAACAAUAUAUUUGUUAUCGCCAUAAAGUAAACCCCCAUAGAGCAACCCUUGAAUUUGUAUUCUUUCAAGCGAUACCUUUGUAAGCAUCCCUCAGCAUAUCAUGUCAUGUAGCAACGCACACUUACCCACAUAUAUUUACAUACUCCGUAUUUACAUAUGUACAUGUUUAGUGUUUUUCACAAUGGUUUUCAUUAAAUGUCAAUACUGUCUUUGA
This is a messenger RNA of Dermacentor andersoni, 3244 nucleotides long. Its product is annotated as DNA repair protein RAD51 homolog 4-like. Gene Ontology annotation, biological process: telomere maintenance; DNA strand invasion; double-strand break repair via homologous recombination. The record is from RefSeq and is a predicted model, not a curated record. Gene Ontology annotation, molecular function: single-stranded DNA binding; ATP binding; four-way junction DNA binding. Gene Ontology annotation, cellular component: microtubule organizing center; replication fork; Rad51B-Rad51C-Rad51D-XRCC2 complex. Lineage: Eukaryota; Metazoa; Arthropoda; Arachnida; Ixodida; Ixodidae.